AACAAAUUCCAUAGCAAAGCACUUUAUUGCUUCAACCAACAACAAAAGUAGCAAAAAGUGAGCAUGGGAAAUUCCUUGGUCACAUUGUUCCUCCUCACAUUGUUGUUGCUUGUGGGCAAUGUUCAAUGCAACCCAAACUACAGAGAAGCAUUGGCUAAAUCCUUGUUGUUUUUUCAAGGGCAGAGGUCAGGGAGGCUUUCUUCUGACCAACAAAUCAAAUGGAGAUCAAAUUCUGGCCUCUUUGAUGGUCGCCUAGCCAAUGUGGAUUUAAGUGGAGGGUACUAUGACGCAGGAGACAAUGUGAAAUUCAACUUUCCAAUGGCCUACACCACUACCAUGCUGUCAUGGGCCACAAUUGAAUAUGGGAAGAGAAUGGGACCCCAAAUCAAAGAGGCAAGAGCUGCAAUUCGUUGGGCCACAGACUACCUCCUCAAGUGUGCCACAUCCACACCUGGUAGGCUCUAUGUUGGUGUUGGAGACCCAAAUGUGGACCACAAAUGCUGGGAGAGGCCAGAGGACAUGGACACUGUCAGAACUGUCUAUUGGGUCUCUCCCAGUAACCCUGGCUCUGAUGUGGCUGCUGAAACCGCUGCUGCACUUGCUGCUGCAUCUAUUGUUUUCAGAAGGGUUGACCCAACAUACUCUAACAAGUUGUUAAGAACUGCCCAACAGGUCUACCACUUUGCUUUGCAGUAUCAAGGUUCUUAUAGUGAUUCACUUGGAUCAGCUGUUUGCCCAUUUUAUUGCUCAUAUUCAGGUUUCAAGGAUGAGCUAUUGUGGGGAGCUGCAUGGCUUUUCAGAGCAACAAAUGCUGUUUUCUACUAUAAUUUGGUGAAGUCCUUGGGAGCUGAUGAUCAGCCAGAUAUCUUCAGCUGGGACAACAAAUAUGCUGGUGCACACGUCCUUCUCUCCAGGAGAGCAUUGCUGAAUGGUGAUAAGAAUUUUGAUCAAUACAAGCAAGAAGCUGAGAAUUUUAUGUGCAAGAUCCUGCCCAACUCUCCCUCUUCAAGCACACAAUAUACACAAGGGGGACUCAUGUACAAGCUUCCUGAAAGUAACCUCCAGUAUGUGACAUCUAUAACAUUCUUGCUUACAACCUAUUCAAAGUAUAUGUCAGCUACAAAGCACACAUUUAACUGCGGCAAUGUCUUGGUAACUACAAACACCUUGAGGAGCAUUGCUAAAAGACAGGUUGAUUACAUAUUAGGUGCAAACCCAUUAAGAAUGUCUUACAUGGUAGGCUAUGGUCCAUACUUUCCCAAGAGAGUUCACCACAGAGGAUCUUCCUUGCCUUCAAUAGAAGCUCAUCCACAAACCAUAGGCUGCGAUGGAGGUUUCAACCCGUUUUUCCAUUCAAUGAAUCCUAAUCCUAACAUAUUGGUUGGAGCCAUAGUCGGAGGUCCAAACCAAAAUGACGGAUUUCCAGAUGACCGCAGUGAUUACAGUCAUUCUGAGCCUGCAACUUACAUCAAUGGUGCUUUUGUUGGACCUUUGGCAUACUUUGCCGGUAUCCACUAAUGUUUGAUUCACCUAAAUUGGAAGGUUAAGUAGAAUUUGGUUAUCAAGUGUAGAUGUUAUCUUAUCUGCACCCAACAAAGGGAGGUCUACCAAGCCAAAAAGCAGAUGGUGGAGUGGACUUUAAAGUUAGUGGUGCUCAGCCCUUUGACACAAAAAUGUAACUUAUAGUAAUUAUUAUUAUCCAACAUAUUUACUGUGCUUUAUGCUACAUGAUGAAUCACCUACCCGACUAUUUAUCUCUUUCAA
Glycine soja is the source of this 1764-nucleotide messenger RNA. Its product is annotated as endoglucanase 9-like. The record is from RefSeq and is a predicted model, not a curated record. Gene Ontology annotation, biological process: carbohydrate metabolic process. The transcript is spliced from 6 exons. Gene Ontology annotation, molecular function: hydrolase activity, hydrolyzing O-glycosyl compounds. Lineage: Eukaryota; Viridiplantae; Streptophyta; Magnoliopsida; Fabales; Fabaceae. The coding region runs from base 64 to 1518 and encodes 484 amino acids.